CGAAUCGUCGACUUUCGUCCCCUUCCUUCACUCACACACACACACAUCAAAUUCCUCACCACCUCAUCCACGUGCCUCAACCUCCACCCUCCUCCGUCUCUCCACCGUCGCCGGCGUCUGAUCAUCAAUUCCUCGCCGCUUAGAUUUUCAACUCUCUUGAGAAACCAUAAAUAAUCAACUAUAUCUCUCUGUUUUGCUCGAUCUGUCGUGACAUUGAUUUGCUUUGUCGCGUUCAUCAGAUCGCCGGCGUGAAUCGCCGUUGCUACACGAUGAAACUCUCCGACGUUGGAUUAGACGUCGUGAAGACGCCGAGAUUGGUCAAAUUCAUUGCCUUUGCGCUUUUCUCAAUCUCAACCAUAUUCCUCUUCAACCACUUCUCAGAUUCCUUCUCUUACCCAUCCCUUCGUUUUCCCCUCACCUCCUCCAACGUCACCGAAGCUGUUCAGACCAAUAUAACCUCCGUCGCGGUGGCACCAUCUCCUCCACCGCGUCCGCGUCUCAAGAUUUCGCCUCCACCGCUUCCACCGACGGUGGUUAGGACAGGAAUCGUCGACGAGAAUGGUGCGAUGUCGGAUUCGUUCGAAAUCGGCGGCGUCGAUCCUGAUUCCGUCGAUGAGCUUAAAUCAGCCACCGGAAAUUCUUCGUCGGAAAGGGAAAAGGAAACAACCGGAGACGAUGAUUCGAAAGUUGGAUUCCGGAUUGAGAAAUUUAGUCUCUGUGACAAGACGAAGACAGAUUACAUUCCCUGCUUGGACAACGAGGAAGAGAUCAAGAGAUUGAACAAAAGCGACCGAGGAGAAAACUACGAGAGACAUUGCCCUAAGCUGAGCUUGGAUUGCUUGAUCCCGCCUCCAGACGGUUACAAGAAACCAAUCCCAUGGCCACAAAGCAGAGACAAGAUAUGGUUCAAUAAUGUGCCUCAUACACGCUUAGUGGAAGACAAAGGUGGUCAAAACUGGAUAAGAAGAGAGAAAGACAAGUUUGUGUUCCCAGGAGGUGGAACUCAGUUUAUUCAUGGAGCUGAUCAGUAUUUAGACCAGAUCUCUCAGAUGAUUCCUGGCAUUACAUUUGGAACACGCACCCGUGUUGCCCUGGAUAUUGGCUGCGGUGUGGCGAGCUUUGGUGCCUUUUUGAUGCAGCGUAACACGACAACCUUGUCUGUAGCACCAAAAGAUGUCCAUGAGAAUCAAAUCCAGUUUGCAUUGGAGAGGGGCGUGCCUGCAAUGGUGGCUGUCUUUGCCACACGGAGGUUGUUGUAUCCAAGCCAGGCUUUUGAGAUGAUCCAUUGUUCCAGAUGCAGAAUUAAUUGGACCCGCGAUGAUGGGAUACUUCUUCUUGAAGCUAAUAGAAUGCUGAGAGCAGGAGGCUACUUUGUUUGGGCUGCACAACCCGUUUACAAACAUGAGGAUAACUUGCAAGAGCAAUGGAAAGAAAUGGUAGACCUUACGAACCGAAUCUGCUGGGAGCUUAUCAAGAAAGAGGGAUAUAUUGCUGUGUGGAGGAAGCCUCUAAACAACAAUUGCUAUGUCAGCCGUGAAGCUGGCGCAAAACCUCCUUUGUGCAGACCUGAUGAUGAUCCCGAUGAUGUUUGGUAUGUGGAUAUGAAACCGUGCAUCACCCGAUUACCUGAUAAUGGCUAUGGGGCUAAUGUCUCCACAUGGCCUGCACGUCUUCAUAAUCCGCCAGAGAGGCUACAGAGCAUUCAAAUGGAUGCCUAUAUAUCUCGCAAGGAAAUUAUGAAGGCAGAGUCAAGAUUUUGGUUGGAAGUAGUAGAGAGUUAUGUGCGGGUAUUUCGCUGGAAGGAGUUCAAGCUAAGGAAUGUUCUGGACAUGAAAGCUGGUUUUGGAGGGUUUGCAGCAGCAUUAAACGAUCUCGGGCUUGACUGUUGGGUUAUGAACGUUGUUCCCGUAAGUGGAUUCAACACCUUGCCAGUUAUCUAUGACCGUGGACUUGUAGGGACUAUGCACGACUGGUGUGAGUCAUAUGACACCUACCCAAGAACCUACGACUUAAUACAUGCUGCAUUUCUUUUCUCUGUUGAGAAGAAGAGGUGCAACAUAACAAACAUUAUGGUGGAGAUGGACCGGAUGUUGAGACCAGGAGGAAGGGUUUACAUAAGAGAUUCACUAUCUUUGAUGGACCAACUUCAACAAGUGGCUAAAGCCAUUGGUUGGACAGCUGGUGUUCAUGACACCGGCGAAGGACCCCAUGCAAGCGUUAGGAUUCUCAUAUGCGAUAAACGGAUGUGAGAAAGAAAGAAAGAUACGGAAAUGGAAUCUGAUGAUAAGUCUGCUCAAAGCGACACUAGUACUGACACUUGACUUGUAGAAGGAAACGUGUUUAUACACUUGACGUGAGCCAUUUUUAUGACACUACUCCAUAGUAACACAGAGAGAGUUGUUUUUUUUUA
Molecule: messenger RNA, 2410 nt
Organism: Eutrema salsugineum
Lineage: Eukaryota; Viridiplantae; Streptophyta; Magnoliopsida; Brassicales; Brassicaceae
Product: probable methyltransferase PMT10
Exons: 9
Coding region: 270-2249 (659 amino acids)
Cellular component (GO): trans-Golgi network; cytoplasm; endosome
Molecular function (GO): methyltransferase activity
Source: RefSeq, a predicted model, not a curated record